Messenger RNA from Symphalangus syndactylus (siamang), 3154 nucleotides. RefSeq names its product coiled-coil domain containing 3 (gene CCDC3). The record is from RefSeq and is a predicted model, not a curated record. Gene Ontology annotation, biological process: negative regulation of gene expression. Gene Ontology annotation, cellular component: extracellular region. NCBI's taxonomy places the organism in Eukaryota, Metazoa, Chordata, Mammalia, Primates, Hylobatidae.
GCUACCCACCCUCGCGGUCCGUGCGGGGUCGAGGCUGGGACCCGGGUGAACAGGGACUACGCUAAGGCGUCACUGUGACGGCGUUAAUCGCUGCGGUUACCGACAUGCCAGCGAGCGAAGGAGAGAGAGAGAGAGAACCUAAUCUGAAACAGGAAGAGAGAGAGAGAGAGAGAGAGAGAGAGAGAGAGAGAGAGAGAACCUAAUCUGAAACAGGAAAAAGGCAGAUGCGCCCUCCUCUGGUAUCUCCGAAGGAUUCCGCUUCGCUGUCGGGACCUCCGGCUGCCUGGCCAAGCCUGUCCCUCAACCCUGCCCCUGAGGCUAACCCCAAGAGCAGGGCAGAGAAGCAAGCAACUACUGGGAUAAUCCACGCAGAAAAGACGGUGUCAGAGCUGUACCCUGGGAUCGGCGGAAGAGGGUCCCUCUGGGGCCUGUAAGGGGUGCCUGGGAUGUGCCUUUCGCCUUCUGCUAUGAUUGUGAGGCCUCCCCAGCCACGUGGAACUAUGCCCCCCCAGCGGAUCAAAAUGACAGAUGUAUGUCACAUUGUGGGUUUGGAUCAGAAAGCACUGUUGAGCAACACUUUGAUUCCGUGUUUCUUCCCAUCCUCAGCUACUUCUUGGAAGAGCAGUGGAGAGAAAAAUAUUGUUUUUUUUUUCUUGGGAAAUUGGCAGAGGCACGCUGAAGAAAUCAGCUACAGCUGUUCUCCACACCUGGAUAAAUUUUUAAUAAGAACUUAACGCGCCCGCCCUCCAGAAAGGGUGGUCUGUGGUGCCUCUGGUGUUGUCUGUCCCAGGGCUCUUCUGGGCAGCUUUCUCUGUGACCUGGAGAGCAAAGAGUCUAUUUCCAUCACAUUUCCACUGCCAAACUCCCCUUUAAACCAUCCAGACUACAAGUGAAGCAGAGAAAACUACCUAAUCAAGCAACAGAAUUGAUGGAUGAAAAUUAUAACCUCUUUCCUCACGGAGUCAAUUUCCAAGAUGCCAUCUUCCCAGACACUCAAGAGAACAGAAGGAUGUUUUCUAGCCUUUUCCAGUUUUCAAACUGUUCCCAAGGGCAGCAGCUGGCGACUUUCUCCAGUGACUGGGAAAUCCAGGAAGACAAUAGGCUCAUGUGCUCCUCGGUGCAGAAGGCCCUGUUCGAGGAGGAGGACCACGUCAAGAAACUGCAGCAGAAAGUGGCCACCCUGGAGAAGCGCAACCGGCAGCUCCGGGAGCGUGUGAAGAAGGUCAAGAGGUCCUUGCGGCAGGCGCGUAAGAAGGGUCGCCACCUGGAGCUGGCGAACCAGAAACUCAGUGAGAAGCUGGCGGCGGGCGCGCUGCCGCACAUCAACGCCCGGGGGCCCGUGCGCGCCCCCUACCUGCGGGGGUAACGGGCCUGGGGGCCGCCGGGUGUGCAGGGCCAGUCCUGGCGGUAAUUGAGAAUGAGUGAGGUUUUGUACAUGCAGCUAUUUCAAGGGUUGUAGGAGUUUUUGUUUUUAAUCACGCAUUUGGUAGAGUCUAAACGGAUAAAACGCAAGGCUUGCUUUCCCCUUGGGUGCUGGCCUCAACGUCAGACCCCACGCGCUGCCCCUUCCUGGCCUGACCCCAGACACAGUGCCUGGCAGUCCAGAGGCAGCGGGAUCCCUGAGGGCUGAGUGCUCACCUGCAGAGCGGCCCAGAAAGAGCCCUGACUGGGGAGAGAACAUUUUAGAAUCUCUAGUGUAAAAGACAUCAACGUGCUUAACCUUUAUUUCAGAAGAAAAUCAGGGUGGUUCCCAGAUACCCAGUCCAGGACAACCGUUAGUCCUGAUGAGUGAGCUGAGGUUAGUGCUGGAACCUGCUGGCACCUCACUGUCCACAUCUUUGGAAGGGGGUGGUGGCCUUGCAUCCAAGAUGCCUGAAAAUCGACACGUGCAGGGCCUCCCUAUCCAGCCAGCAUUUUCCUUUCAGCUGAGGCAGGUGAAGACUUAAUAAGCUCAUCACAGGGGAGGGAAUUAGGAGCAGGGCAGCAGAUAAUUAAACAAGAUAAAUUAUACCUGAUUUCCAACACUAGCUACAAAGAGUUGAAGAUGAUACCUAUGGGUCUCAUUAACACAGGGGGCAACUGCCUUGAUCGGCCUGCCAUGGGUCAUCAAACUGCUUCCUAAAUUGAGAGAACCUGAGCAAUCUCUCAGCCACUGCUAUAAUCUAACUUCUUGUUUGCUCAGUAAUUGUUUCUAAUGUCUGUGAAUUCAAAGUGAGGUGCUCCAAGACGCUGUGAACUUCUGCAAAGACACCUCCUAACCUACUGGGAUCACGUGACCUGACCUCACUCCCAGCCAGCCUCCCAAAGGGCUCGUUCCAGCCAUUCCAAUCUCUUCUUCUUUAUGCAAAUACUUUCCCCUCAACAAGCCUUGUUUGUUCCGAUAGGAAUAUGUGUACAUCAGUGCACUUGUCCUUACGUCAGUUCCUUACACCACCAAAGCACUUCACCUUUCUGGAAAUAAAACUUUUAAGACACUACUAUAAGUAAAAAUGAAAGUAUUCACUAUACUUAUUGCUCAGGCACAUUUGAGCAGGUCCCAGCUGUGUGGUUAAGAAGUCAACUGAGUGGCCUUUUCUGGGUUGCCUUCUGAUCAUGGCCUUUCAACCCAACAAGGGCCCUUCCCUGCUGUUCCACCAAUAAAGGCCUCCUGGCCCCUCAUCAGGAUCUGCCCCCCAGAGACCACCCAGACACUGCAGGGCCUGGUGAUGCUGCCCUCUGCACCGGAAACGGCAGGCACUGUCAGAUUUCCACUCUUCUGCCUUUAGGAAAGCUGGGUGCUUCUUGCUCUGACAGCCAGUCUGGGGAGAUGACUCUUAUGUCACCUGAGUCUUGGUGGCAGGCUUCUGUCCAAGGGGGAGAAGUCUCUGCUCUGGACUGGACAGAAGGGAGACUUUUACCCUGGGGCACUCACAUGGCCAAGCUUCUGCCACCACUUCGUUAGCUGUAUUCUCCAUAGCAUGGUGAAAUAGCAGGUGCGUCUUCUAGUUUAUUCCUCCUGGGGACAUUUCCUCAAAGCAGUUUUGCUCCCCCGCAAGGGAAUGGUCAGCCUAAGGGUGAUGUACAGCCCGUGCUUGGAGAACCAUGGAAGCUGCACCCCUGCAGGUGCAUCCUGUUCUGCUUUUCCAAUAAAUACGAGCGGCGAUUUCAACCACAA